AUGGCGGACUUCAUCGUGAAACUCUGGGAAUCCAUCUUCACCCCAGGCCCGACACCCACCCUCCUCAUCGCGACCAACGUGACCUUCGCUGCUCUCCAGUCUCUACUUUUCGUCCUCCUCCUUGCGACCUAUAGCAUACACUUUGCCAUUCUUUCCAUCCUCUCGGGCGGCCUAUGGUAUAGCAUAAACUGGUUCGCCCGCGAGCUAUCGGUUCACGCCGAGCAGGAGGAGAAGAAAGCCCGCCUCGCGGCGGCGUCUGGGGAGACCAACGCGGCCACCGGCGCCGUACACACAGAUGAUAGCGACACCGAGGUCGAGGGGCCGGUUGGCCAAAAGAAGAAGAAGGGAUCCAAGCCGGUCGCUGGUAGCAGCCAGGUCGAGACGGAGGAACAGAGACAGGCGGCCGAGUUGAAGCGUCGGGUCGCUGCGGCUGCGGAAUCUGGUGCCGAGAGUAGCAACGUGGAGGGGACGCAUUCGAGCGUGAGCACCGAGGACGAGUGGGAGAAGGUUUCAGAGGCCGAGAAUGAGAAGGAUAAAUAA
Messenger RNA from Colletotrichum truncatum, 540 nucleotides. Its product is annotated as ER membrane protein. Gene Ontology annotation, biological process: vacuolar proton-transporting V-type ATPase complex assembly. NCBI's taxonomy places the organism in Eukaryota, Fungi, Ascomycota, Sordariomycetes, Glomerellales, Glomerellaceae. Gene Ontology annotation, cellular component: endoplasmic reticulum membrane. The record is from RefSeq and is a predicted model, not a curated record.